Messenger RNA from Stegodyphus dumicola, 1559 nucleotides. RefSeq names its product DNA-binding protein RFX2-like. Lineage: Eukaryota; Metazoa; Arthropoda; Arachnida; Araneae; Eresidae. The record is from RefSeq and is a predicted model, not a curated record. Gene Ontology annotation, biological process: regulation of transcription by RNA polymerase II. Gene Ontology annotation, molecular function: RNA polymerase II cis-regulatory region sequence-specific DNA binding; DNA-binding transcription factor activity, RNA polymerase II-specific.
GCUCCUUUGGACUAAAAAAUCUUUUGCAAGUGUACUGACUAAGAAAACCGAACAUUGAUAUCAUGACUUACGAAAAAAAUGCAACAACACUAAACAGUGCAUCGGGAAUUCUAAGCAUAUGGUGCUUUUAAAAUUUUUGUAAUUUUUCUGUAGCGUUGUAUAUAGCGUAAGAAAGAAGAAAUGGUGUUCAGUGACGAAGCUAGCAGAAAUGAAUGCAAAGCAGACUAGUCGACUGAUAGCUCAGCAAGAGCGUAAAAAUCCUUAAAAAAUGUUUUUGGGCGAUUUUAAAACGCCCAAAUCUCUUUGAGAUUUUUAAAAAAAAUUUUCUGAGUGCCCUUGUAAACAGCUGAAAGCUAAGACCAGGUAAUGAACAACAGAUGGCAAUUUUGUUAUGGUUAAUCACUUACUUUGUAGAGUGUACGAUUACGCGAGGAAGUUUAGUUCUUCUAUUUUAUGACGUUUGUUAAGGGGAACGUGCUAAAUAGCAUGAAAUAAAGGUAUAAUUAAAUAAAUAAACUGUUUAUUUAAUUUUAUAUAUUGUUUAUUUACAUUUUAAUUGUUCCGGCAUUUACCGAGGAAGAUUACAUAUGUUUUGGUGCAAUCUGGUUAGCAACCGUUGCCCUUGGAUAAUGAAGUAAACGCCAUUUUCUGGUUUCUAGGCGACGACCUGCGCUUGUUGACAUCGAGAGCAACAUUUGGGACUAGUUGUCAUGACAACGCAGCCGAGCUUCAUGACAGACCUGCCAAGUGUCAACAGUAAUACUGUGGCAUCGCAAAGCUCACCAUCCAGUGGUGCGGGACAGCAGCAGCACGCGCCUCAGAAUCUUUCUUCUAGUCAGGCUUCUGAAGCCCAGUCUCCAAAUGGGUCUCCAGUUCAGUCAUCAACUAAUAAUCAAGGAGAGAUACCUGCCCAAGUUCCUCAAGAUGCUCCUUUAUCUUUAGCCAAAGUUCUUGUACCUGCUCAAGUUGCAGUUGUUGCUCACAAUUUUUCUGAGCAACAGUCUCAACAACAAUCUGUUCUUUUCCAAGCACUUACAGGACAGUCAACUCCACAUUUUAUUGCUCUUACUGUUCCAAGUCAGGAAACUGAAAGACAUGAAAUCGCAAUACCAUCUGGCCAAGCUGUACCUUGUGUUCAGUAUGUAGAUGAAGGAGGGGGAACGAGUGUAUUUUCUGCACCAAGUAGCCAUAUGUAUGUUCAAAUUUAUUUCAUUAUUGAAGGAUUUAUAUCUGACGAAGUUCACCACUGUGCCGUAGAUAAGGCUGUGAGGCUGGCUCUCUUGGUAGCCCCUGAAGGGUUCUCCAACGUCACGGCAGAAGAAGUUAACACACUGAUCGAGUGCCACUCAAACCCCCUAACCAAUGAGGAAUUCGUCGAAAUGACAAGAUCGUUGAGUGAGGAAGAAGAGGAAGUAGCUGACAAUGGUGAGGACAAUGAACCUGAAGAACGUGGAAACUUUACCUUUGGAAAACCUGCAAGAGCUCUGCAACAAAGGGCCCAAGAAAUCGAUGAAAACAUGGUCAGAGCCGUAGAAUUCAGUAACUGUAUUGAUGUGUAA